Messenger RNA from Lolium perenne, 1840 nucleotides. Its product is annotated as sugar transporter ERD6-like 4. Gene Ontology annotation, molecular function: sugar transmembrane transporter activity. Gene Ontology annotation, cellular component: membrane. NCBI's taxonomy places the organism in Eukaryota, Viridiplantae, Streptophyta, Magnoliopsida, Poales, Poaceae. Gene Ontology annotation, biological process: transmembrane transport; carbohydrate transport. The record is from RefSeq and is a predicted model, not a curated record.
AAUGUCGACGGCGACCCUGUCCUCCAGCUCAAGGCAGCCAGACAGGCUCCGAGGUCUGACACCGUCUCCCCUGCCCACCCUCCACCUCCGCUCUCUGCUCCGUUCUUGUCGUGUCGCGUGGCAGCCAGCUAGCGCGGGCGGCCGGCGCGAUGAACGGCGGCGGAGAGGAGAGCGGCAGCGACCAGGAGGUGGCCGGGAUGAGCAAGCCGCUGCUGUUGAAGAACAACGGGAGCUGGUACCGGAUGGCGGGGUCGUCGUGGCGGCAGUCGGCGGGGGCCUCCUCCAUGGCCGUGCUGCGCGAGUCCCACGUCUCCGCGCUCCUCUGCACGCUCAUCGUCGCGCUCGGCCCCAUCCAGUUCGGCUUCACCAGCGGCUUCUCCUCCCCGACCCAGGACGCCAUGAUCCGCGACCUCGGCCUCUCCAUCUCCCAGUUCUCGGCGUUCGGCUCGCUGUCCAACGUCGGCGCCAUGGUCGGGGCCAUCGCCAGCGGGCAGAUGGCAGAGUACAUUGGCCGGAAAGGGUCGUUGAUGAUCGCGGCGAUUCCGAACAUCAUCGGUUGGCUCGCAAUCUCCUUCGCGAAAGACUCGUCAUUUCUCUAUUUGGGACGGCUGCUCGAAGGAUUCGGUGUUGGUGUCAUAUCAUACGUGGUGCCUGUUUACAUAGCAGAGAUAUCUCCUCAGAACACAAGAGGGGCGCUUGGCUCCGUGAACCAGUUGUCUGUCACCAUGGGUAUCUUCCUGGCAUAUGUGCUAGGCAUGUUUGUUCCCUGGAGGUUACUUGCUGUAUUAGGAACCUUGCCUUGUACAUUGUUAAUACCUGGUCUAUUCUUCAUUCCAGAAUCUCCAAGAUGGCUGGCAAAGAUGAACUUGAUGGAUGAUUUUGAGACUUCUUUACAAGUUCUGAGGGGUUUCGAGAAUGACAUCUCAAUGGAAGUGGCUGAUAUAAAGAGAGCAGUAGCAUCAGCAAACAAAAAGGCCACGGUCCGUUUUCAAGAAUUAAAUCAGAAGAAGUACCGGACUCCAUUAUUAAUAGGAACUGGCCUUCUAGUACUUCAAAAUCUGUGUGGGAUAAAUGGUAUACUGUUCUAUGCAAGUAGAAUCUUCAGAGCUGCAGGGUUCACAAACAGUGACUUGGCUACAUGUGCACUUGGAGGUAUUCAGGUCCUCGCCACUGGAGUUACAACUUCCUUACUAGAUAAAGCUGGCCGACGGAUCCUUCUUAUUAUCUCCACUGCUGGGACGACCCUAAGCCUUCUUGCAGUUGCUAUUGCAUUUUUUCUCAAGGAUAAUUUAUCACAUGAUUCUCACUCGGACUACAUCCUAAGUAUGGUGUCCUUGGUGGCUCUUGUGGCUUACAUCAUCGCCUUCUCCUUCGGCAUGGGUGCCAUUCCGUGGCUCAUAAUGUCUGAGAUCCUUCCGGUCGGCAUCAAGAGUUUCGCGGGGAGCUUCGCGACGCUUGCCAACAUGCUCACGUCCUUCGCGGUGACCAUGACGGCGAACCUGCUGCUCAGCUGGAGUGCCGGAGGGACUUUUGCGUUGUACAUGGUCGUGAGCGCGUUCACCCUCGUGUUUGUCGUCCUCUGGGUGCCCGAGACCAAGGGGAGGACCCUGGAGGAGAUACAGUGGUCGUUCCGGUGAGCGAGCUUGCCUCGCGGUACUCGGUCAUGGCAUUGUUAUGGAAGAAGAUCACAUGUUUCGACACAAUAUAUAGUAAAGGAUACAUCUCGCUAAAAUGGUCAUCGACUCAUCGCAUCGUGUGGCAUUUCAGGUUAACGGAACUGGCUCUUCAGUCCAAUUACCACCAAACAAAUGCAGUACCAGUUCUCGUCAGAUAUUUAAAA